Messenger RNA from Etheostoma cragini (Arkansas darter), 1580 nucleotides. RefSeq lists its product as uncharacterized. Lineage: Eukaryota; Metazoa; Chordata; Actinopteri; Perciformes; Percidae. The transcript is spliced from 8 exons. The coding region runs from base 190 to 522 and encodes 110 amino acids. The record is from RefSeq and is a predicted model, not a curated record.
UUUCCGUAGUACUUUCCGCGGAUGUUUGUGUGAGAGGCAAAACAAGGGAAAAUAGAGCGCAAUACGUGGUGGCUAUAAAUCCCCUUGUAAGUGAGAAUGAAGUUGCUCUGAACUCGGCUCUCACCUCAGCAGAUUUCCUGUUAGAGUCUGCUCUCAUUGAGGCUCAUCUGACUGGCUGUGCAUUUGAAGAUGAUGCGAUUGCUGUUCCUCUGUCUGCUGCUGCUGCUGCCAGCUGCUACUGCUCUGUCAAAAGAGAUUGAAGGCUCAGCCGAUGGAGAUCUGGAUGAUGAUGAGGAUUUUAUUGGGAGUGCAGAGAUUCCAAGACAUGGCUCAGGUGCAGAUAAAACUACUGGUCUUAAAGAAGAUCAGUCCACUAUGAUUAUCAUAAUUGUAGCUGUGGUUGCACUGACUCUGUUAGUUGCUGUGAUAGCCGCCAUAAUCUUAGUAAGACGCCACAAGUACAAUCGGCAGCAAGGGAUCUACUCUGUGCCUACAGAGCAGGACCAGAAAGGGGCCGUGUAGUUCCUGGUGGAGUAGCAGGCCAAUAUACAAACAGAGAAGAGAAAUGCACGAGGUUACGUCAUCUCCUACUCUUUGACUCAGGAUGGUUAGACUUCUUUGCACAGCGGCAUGCUUCACCACAUUCAGUUCAUUGCUCCUAUCAAUACAAAUGCUGUGUGUGUGUGUGUUUUGUCUUUAUCCCAGCCGUCUAUACUCACAUACAUGCAAUUUAGCCAAGGACAUUUGGAACACAUUCAAACCUUCUAAUUGGAUUCUAUUUGAGGAAUCGAAUCAAAGCCUGUGACUAUGGCUUAAAGGUUCUUUUGUUAAAAGGGAUAAUUUAGCACAGCCAGUGCUCCCCCGUUUUUUAAACUACCUGAAACAAGAAAUUAUUCCCGCCAGCUAUGCAGUGAAACUGUAUUUUUGUUUGAUUUGGUUCAUGUGGAACCCACCUGUCUGUAUAAAAUGAGUGAGACAAACCAUGCUAAUCCACACUAAGCCAGCAUUCCCUCGUCUGACACCUUGUUCCUGGCCCAUUAGGAAUGACAGUGGCAGUGCUAUAGUAAGAUAAAAACCUUUCCCCCGUUUUCUCAACCUCUGUAAAAAAAAAAGGACAAGUGGAAGUAGCCAAACAUCUAAGUGUGAAUUUCUUCUUGCCAGGCGGCAAAUUAACCACGUCAUGAAUGAUGUUUUCUUUUCUGCUCUUUGUUUUGUUUUAAAAGGCUUUCACUUAAGAGAUUGCAAAUACAUUAGCCUCCCAAAUGCUGUAGAGUUUUAGAUUAAUGGUGUGUGUGUGUGUGUGUGUGUGUGUGUGCGUUUGUCGGACACAAUCUCACAAAUCUAAUAGUGUUGGGGAUGAUUAAGAAAAUAUCAGUAAUGCCUUUGUUUCAUGAAUACAGAAUUAUUUCUUCUCUGUUUUCAUUUAAAUCAAAAGCAAUCAUAACAAAGACACUGGAUUACUUAUUUGUUUCAAUGGAGAGAAUGGAACUUUUUGUGUCAAAAGGGGAAUAGGACAUGCGUCUGUUCAACAUGAACUUAUUUCAUUUGUGGCUUCAUGAGGACACUUAAAAGGGAGUAAG